CCUCGCGAGAGCUGCGGUCUCCGGAGGGGAUGGCCGCGGAGCCGGGCGGACUUGGCCCUUGGCUCCAGGAUCCUGCUCCCUGGCCCGAAACAUGGCCGGGGGUCCUGGCCCACUAACACGGCCUCGCCCCGACACAGUCGCCAUGCCCAAGAGAGGGAAGCGACUCAAGUUCCGGGCCCAAGACGCCUGCUCUGGGCGAGUGACCGUGGCGGAUUAUGCCAACUCGGAUCCGGCCGUCGUGAGGUCUGGAAGGGUCAAGAAAGCCGUCGCCAAUGCUGUUCAGCAGGAAGUAAAAUCUCUUUGUGGCUUGGAAGCCUCCCAGGUUCCUGCAGUGGAAGCUCUUUCUGGGGCUGGUGAGCCUUGUGACAUCAUCGACAGCAGUGAUGAGAUUGAUGCCCAGGAGGAAAGCAUCCAUGAGAGAACUGUCUGCAGAAAAAAGAAAAGCAAGAGGCACAAAGAAGACCUGGACAGGGCUGGAGGAGAAGAGUAUCCCAUGGAUAUUUGGCUCUUGCUGGCCUCCUAUAUCCGUCCUGAGGACAUUGUGAAUUUUUCCCUGAUUUGUAAGAAUGCCUGGACUGUCACUUGCACUGCUGCCUUUUGGACCAGGUUGUACCGAAGGCACUACACGCUGGAUGCUUCUCUGCCUUUGCGCCUGCGACCAGAGUCAAUGGAGAAGCUGCGCUGUCUCCGGGCAUGUGUGAUCCGAUCUCUAUACCAUAUGUAUGAGCCAUUUGCUGCUCGAAUCUCCAAGAAUCCAGCCAUUCCAGAAAGCACUCCUAGCACAUUAAAGAAUUCCAAAUGCUUACUUUUCUGGUGCAGAAAGAUUGUUGGAAACAGACAGGAACCAAUGUGGGAAUUCAACUUCAAGUUCAAAAAGCAGGCAAUUUGGAGAAACCAUGAGGAGAGAGACUGCCAAGAGUCUAUUUAUAAGAAGAGUAGAUAUUAUUCUGACUUGUCUCUGCGUUUUGCUUGGACUAUACCUGAGAUCUUAAACACAUCCCCUAGAUUAAAGAGUAAGUGUAUGGGAGGAUUGCAGCCUCCCAUUCAGUAUGAAGAUGUUCAUACCAACCCAGACCAGGACUGCUGCCUACUGCAGGUCACCACCCUCAAUUUCAUCUUUAUUCCAAUUGUUAUGGGAAUGAUAUUUACCCUGUUUACUAUCAAUGUGAGCACGGACAUGCGGCAUCAUCGAGUAAGACUGGUGUUCCAAGAUUCUCCUGUCCACGGUGGUCGGAAACUGCGCAGUGAACAGGGUGUGCAAGUCAUCCUGGACCCAGUGCACAGCGUUCGACUUUUUGACUGGUGGCAUCCUCAGUAUCCGUUCUCCCUGAGAGCAUAGCUAUUGCUUCCUGUCACUGAGGGCAGCCCUGAGCUAGGUCAGGCAACUUGUAAUCAGAGUCCACCUUGAAAGGGGCAGCUGGAUUGUAUAUCUGGUCGGUAAUGCACAUGCUCUUCAGGUUUCUGGGGCUCCUGCUAGGGAAGGAGAAGGAUUGAAUCAGUAAGAAAAACAGCUAUAAUUUACAAACAUAUUUUAAUGUAAAAUUUUGCAUUUGAAAGGAAAAACCUGACCCUGUUUUCUGUGUUAAAUCCCAUUUGGUGCUACUGAGUUUGUUGUUCUUUAUUCUUUUAUCCCAGCAAAAAUGGAUGAUCUCGCUUUAGGGAAAAUUAAACUCGUAAAUCUCCAAACAAAGAAAUUCCAUCAUUCCCUUACGAAUCAGAGGAACCUUAGAGGCCUAAAAUUGUUGCCAUGUUGCUUCCAAUUUAGCUGUCCCUCAAAUUCAGUGAAUAUUUUCUCUUCUCUCUUUACCCUCCUCCAGAAAUAAAGCAGGUGACAGGGUUUUCAGAAUACAUGAGAUUGACUUGUGUAUCUUUCUUUAAAAAUAAUUUUUGAACAUUUGUCACAUAAAUAUUCAUUUGCCA
Phacochoerus africanus (Common warthog) is the source of this 1920-nucleotide messenger RNA. It is a transcript of the gene TMEM183A, whose product is annotated as transmembrane protein 183A. Lineage: Eukaryota; Metazoa; Chordata; Mammalia; Artiodactyla; Suidae. Gene Ontology annotation, cellular component: SCF ubiquitin ligase complex. Gene Ontology annotation, molecular function: protein binding. Gene Ontology annotation, biological process: regulation of protein stability. The record is from RefSeq and is a predicted model, not a curated record. The transcript is spliced from 9 exons. Bases 92 to 1339 code for a protein of 415 amino acids.